This is a messenger RNA of Fonsecaea multimorphosa CBS 102226, 189 nucleotides long. RefSeq lists its product as uncharacterized. Lineage: Eukaryota; Fungi; Ascomycota; Eurotiomycetes; Chaetothyriales; Herpotrichiellaceae. The coding region runs from base 1 to 189 and encodes 62 amino acids. The transcript has a single exon. The record is from RefSeq and is a predicted model, not a curated record.
AUGACCCCCAAAGCAGGUAUCACGGACUCAAAUAUCCAACUCGAAAUCAAUAUCAUCGUGACAUCUUGGAGUCUGAGAAUCUCCGUUGCGGCUUCAUGGGACACCGACCGACUUCCGAGAAACGGUUUCGCUUGUACCAGUCCGGGUCUACUUUCGCUCCUCCUGUUCGGUAUGACGGCGAAGUGUUGA